GUCUUUAAAAGAAGCGGAAGCAACUUUUCCAAAUGGUGUCGGCAUGGGGAGACUCGUCUGCGCGUGACGUAUUCAACUUUUCCUCGCGGGGCGGUGAUGACGCAACAGCUGACUGCGGAGGGGCCGGACCCCCUCUCCCCCCCUCCCUUCUCACCCCCCCGCCGGCUUCGGGACGUCGCUCAUAACGCCGUCAGGUGUUUGCGGAGGCUGGACGCUGUCGUCUUUCAUCAGGAAUUGCUGGGGGGGGGGGAGUUAUUUAAACAUUUUAAUACCUGACGUCGGCGAACUGGACGCGACAUGAAGGGUCAGACGGUUCAUAUUCAAGUACGUAAACUAAGUUAGGAUAUACUUGUUUAACGCGGACGCCGGGCCGUCGCUGCUCAAUCUGCGCUUUCUACUUCUACUUCAUGCGACCGUCGCUCCUCUGAGCUGAUCGGCGAUGGGAAGCGCAGGAGCUGCUGAUCCGUCCCCAGCGGCCGCCGUCAACAUCUGUUCAGCCGGAACAGCUGGCUGCGUGGCCGAGCUGGUCACUUUCCCCCUGGACACGGCCAAAGUCCGACUGCAGAUUCAGGGUGAAUCCAAACCCUCACUGGAAGCCCAAAGGGUAAAAUACAGAGGCGUUUUCAGGACCAUCUUCACCAUGGUGAAGACCGAGGGUCCCAGGAGUCUUUACAGCGGGCUGGUGGCGGGGCUGCACCGACAGAUGGGCUUCGCCUCAGUCCGCAUCGGCCUGUAUGACACCAUGAAGCAACUCUACACAAGCGGGUCAGACAAUGCAGGAAUCGGGGCUCGGCUGCUGGCGGGCUGCUCCACGGGAGCGAUGGCGGUGGCCGUCGCGCAGCCCACCGAUGUGGUGAAAAUCAGGUUCCAGGCUCAGGUGCGGCUGCCCGGCGGCGGCACCGUGAGCAGAUACAGCAACACGUUUGAUGCCUACAAGACCAUCGCCAGGGACGAGGGCGUCAGAGGGCUGUGGAAAGGUUGUCUGACGAAUAUAACUCGCAACGCCAUCGUUAACUGCUGUGAGCUGGUGACGUAUGACGUCAUUAAGGAGCUCAUCCUGAAGUACCACCUGAUGACAGACAACAUGCCGUGUCACUUCACAGCGGGCUUCGCGGCGGGUUUCUGCACGACCGUUGUGGUGUCUCCCGUGGAUGUGGUGAAAACGCGCAUCAUGAAUUCGACGCCUGGGAAGUACAGCGGCGCUCUGAACUGUGCCAUGACCAUGCUGACGAAAGAGGGAACUACAGCGUUCUAUAAGGGAUUCAUGCCUGCGUUUCUCCGUCUGGGCUCCUGGAACAUUGUGAUGUUUAUGAGCUAUGAGCAGCUCAAGAGAGCCUUCGUUAGAUUCCAACAGUCCCGGGAUUCAGCGCUCUGACAGCUGGUUUGCUGCUGUCGAUGUGCCGUCUGCAUCGUGCUGCCACUGCUGAUCCAGACCUUCUCUCCCUCUCAAGGAAUACACUUCCCUUGCUACAGAAACUCCACUUCAGAGCAAACCUGCAUGGAUUAUGAAUGUUGAAUUGUUACUGACGUUGGGCACAUUACCAGAAUAGAUCUAGCAAUGUUCCUGCUGUGCUUUUUAAAUUGGCCUUUUUCAUUGGGAGCCUCUUUGGCAUGUCACAAGAUGUAUCGAUGAAACAAACAAUGGCUGAAUUCCAUUUAGCUGCUUGAGUUUCUGGGUCUUGUUAUUUGCCUGAGCCUGAGGCCUAUCAUGCUUUACUGAGACAUUUGACUCAAACAGGGUCAUUUUUACUACUAACGAGUCCUGUACUUCUCUUACUUCAAAUUCAAAAUAUAAGGAAAUGAAGUACCUGCACGGGGAAGUGUGGUGUGGAUGCUUGCAGGGUUUCCUGCACAUCUUAUUUCAUAUCUAGUGUCAUGUGAACAUUUUUUAUGUAGUCUUUCAAAUGAAUGUUUAGGAAUUACAGUUGUAAUUAACUGUUAUAUUACAUUAUGGAAUUAUUGUUUCCAACAAAUUACACAAUUGUGUAAUAUUCAUAUGUGCGGUCGCGAAGAGCAACAAAUCACCACAGGGGAGAAGCUGGAACCCGAACAUCCUCAAAUAUAUCUGAUACUCUCCGUAUCAUAUAGGUAAUAAUAAUCCAUGCAGGACAAACCCACUGAGUAUCAUUUCCGCAUCAUCUACUGCAGGCUGGUGUCAUCGAUACUCUACUGCAUAAUCCCCUUUAAAUGCGACUAUUCAAUGCGAAGAUAGAAUGACCCCUAACUGUGCGAUCCGUGUCUUAUACUGACAGCCAAUGGAAAACCUUUCAGACAUGGUUCUAGCUUUAUAAAAGCUGUGUUUUCAUUAAAAUUAAGCUUUUACUGUGUUUGACUAUA
Molecule: messenger RNA, 2337 nt
Organism: Gasterosteus aculeatus aculeatus (three-spined stickleback)
Lineage: Eukaryota; Metazoa; Chordata; Actinopteri; Perciformes; Gasterosteidae
Product: dicarboxylate carrier UCP2
Biological process (GO): transmembrane transport
Source: RefSeq, a predicted model, not a curated record